Molecule: messenger RNA, 2983 nt
Organism: Anopheles aquasalis
Lineage: Eukaryota; Metazoa; Arthropoda; Insecta; Diptera; Culicidae
Molecular function (GO): polyamine oxidase activity
Source: RefSeq, a predicted model, not a curated record
AUGAGGUGGACUCUCGCCGCAGUUUACGGUUUGCUACUUGCUGCCACGCUACUGGUUAGCACUGCAGCUGCUGCCAGUAAUCCGCGCAUCGUUAUCGUUGGUGCUGGUGUGGCCGGAGUGACUGCUGCCUCUAGUCUCUACCGUGCUGGAUUAACCAACAUCACGGUUCUGGAGGCCUCACAGCGCAUUGGUGGUCGUAUCCGCACUACUCCUUUUGGUGAUGCCGGACCAGUAGAGCUUGGAGCCCAAUGGUGCCACGGUGAAGGUGGUAAUGUGGCAUACGAGAUGGCUUCCGUCUUUCCGGGACUCCUGAAGACCUCCAUGUUCACCGAGAACGAUUUUCUUGUACAAUCGAACGGUCAAAAGAUACCGGAAGAGAUUUCUGAUCGUCUGUGGGAGUUGGCCCAAUCGAUUGUGGAGUCCACUGAUCGUGACACGAACACCGGCACCUUGGGAGACUUCGUAACAACCCGCUUCCGGUCCAAGAUCCUCACGGAUCCGGAAUACAGUGAUAUUGAUCGACAGGUGGCGGAACAGUUCCUGGUUAGCUUCCACAAUUCGGAACAGGGUCACAAUGCCUACGAUUCCUGGUACGAUGUGGCUGCCUCCACCGACGAUGAUUACGUGGAAACUGAGGGUGAACAAGCGCUCGCCUGGACGGGACGACGAGGCUUCAGCUCUAUCUUGGAUAUCAUCACGGGAAGCUUCCCUGGAUCUACUAAGUCGUUGGUACCGAUCAACCAGUUGACCAGCUUCAACAAGGUAGUCAACAACAUCCGCUGGAAAGGUACCACCGAUGGAUACGUAAAAGUAACGACUGAGGACGGUUCUCUGUACAAUGCGGACCAUGUGAUCGUGACCGUAUCGUUGGGAGUCCUGAAAGCAACCUCCCGUACCAUGUUCACGCCGGCACUGCCAACCAUCAAUCAGAACGCGAUCAAUGGCAUCAACUUUGGAACGGUGAACAAAGUGUUCAUGUUCUUCGAUGCCCCCAUUCCGGCCGGUUUCGGUAAUGUCAUCAAUCUCUUGUGGUUCGAUCGCGAUCUGCAAGCAUUGCGCCAAUCGAAGCAUGCAUGGGCGGAAGCGGUUGGAUUCUUCUAUCGAAUUGAUAGCAAACCGUACGUGCUGUGUGCUUGGUUGAACGGCGCCCAGGGUCGCCAAGCGGAAUUGCUCUCCGAUGCCACCAUUCAGGAAGGUUUGCUCUAUCUGCUCAGUCUCUUUGGCCGUAACUACAAAUUCGGAAAUGUGCAAAGCAUCUUGAGGUCUAAGUGGUCCUCGGAUCGGUUUAUCCGUGGAUCCUAUUCCAGCCGCUCCAUCACAACGGAACGGCUCGAAACGGGUCCCAACAAUCUGGCCAGACCGCUUCGGGAUGCUGCAAAUGAGCCGCAGGUUAUGUUCGCUGGUGAAGCAACCAGUUCCGCGCACUAUUCAACGGUACAUGGAGCUAUCGAGACGGCACAGCGAGAAGCUACUCGCCUGAUCAACCUGUAUCAUGCAGCUGCUGCCAGUAAUCCGCGCAUCGUUAUCGUUGGUGCUGGUGUGGCCGGAGUGACUGCUGCCUCUAGUCUCUACCGUGCUGGACUAACCAACAUCACCGUUCUGGAGGCCUCACAACGCAUCGGUGGCCGUAUCCGCACUUCUGCUUUUGGUGGCGCCGGACCAGUGGAGCUUGGAGCCCAAUGGUGCCACGGUGAAGGUGGUAACGUGGCAUACGAGAUGGCUUCCGUCUUUCCGGGACUCCUGAAGACCUCCAUGUUCACCGAGAACGAUUUUCUUGUACAAUCGAACGGUCAAAAGAUACCGGAAGAGAUUUCCGAUCGUCUGUGGGAGUUGGCCCAAUCGAUUGUGGAGUCCACUGAUCGUGACACGAACACCGGCACCUUGGGAGACUUCGUAACAACCCGUUUUCGGUCCAAGAUCCUCACGGAUCCUGAAUACAGCGAUAUUAAUCGACAGGUGGCCGAACAGUUCCUGGUUAGCUUCCACAACUCCGAACGGGGUCACUAUGCGUACGAUUCCUGGUACGAUGUGGCUGCCUCCACCGACGAUGAUUACGUGGAGACUGAGGGUGAACAAGCGCUCGCCUGGACGGGACGACGAGGCUUCAGCUCUAUCUUGGAUAUCAUCACGGGAAGCUUCCCUGGAUCUACUAAGUCGUUGGUACCGAUCAACCAGUUGACCAGCUUCAACAAGGUAGUCAACAACAUCCGCUGGAAAGGUACCACCGAUGGAUACGUAAAAGUAACGACUGAGGAUGGUUCUCUGUACAAUGCGGACCAUGUGAUCGUGACCGUAUCGUUGGGAGUCCUGAAAGCAACCUCCCGUACCAUGUUCACGCCGGCACUGCCAACCAUCAAUCAGAACGCGAUCAAUGGCAUCAACUUUGGAACGGUGAACAAAGUGUUCAUGUUCUUCGAUGCCCCCAUUCCGGCCGGUUUCGGUAAUGUCAUCAAUCUCUUGUGGUUCGAUCGCGAUCUGCAAGCAUUGCGCCAAUCGAAGCAUGCAUGGGCGGAAGCGGUUGGAUUCUUCUAUCGAAUUGAUAGCAAACCGUACGUGCUGUGUGCUUGGUUGAAUGGCGCCCAGGGUCGCCAAGCGGAAUUGCUCUCCGAUGCCACCAUUCAGGAAGGUUUGCUCUAUCUGCUCAGUCUCUUUGGCCGUAACUACAAAUUCGGAAAUGUGCAAAGCAUCUUGAGGUCCAAGUGGUCCUCGGAUCGGUUUAUCCGUGGAUCCUAUUCCAGCCGCUCCUUCACAACGGAACGGCUCGAAACGGGUCCCAACAAUCUGGCCAGACCGCUUCGGGAUGCUGCAAAUGAGCCGCAGGUUAUGUUCGCUGGUGAAGCAACCAGUUCCGCGCACUAUUCAACGGUACAUGGAGCUAUCGAGACGGCAAAGCGCGAAGCUACUCGCCUGAUCAACCUGUAUAAAUGAUGAAAAGACCCUAAUGAAACGAAAAUUGGAAUAAAUCGGCUUCAUUUACUCUCGC